CAGGACGACUGGAAUUAUUUCAGUCCUCACAGGCUAAAUGAGAAGCCUUUAUAUCACCAAAGAUGUAUUGGCUUUUGGUCUCUACCUUGCUAGGACUAGGACUGUGGCCAACAGCUAUUGAAGCGUGUAAUACUGAUCUCAAUGGAGACAGUGGGGAGAUCUCAAUCAAUAAAACUUACUUGAGUAGGCCGUCAAAUUGCUCUUGGACAAUUGGUAAAGGCAGAAGUGAUAUCAACUUCAUAGUCAUCAAAUUUCAGCCAUUUGAUCUGGGUGGUAAUUGCCUUGAGUAUGAAAGUGUUUACGUUGAAGUUGCUGAUAUAUAUCAAAAGAUCAAAAUAAGAAAAUGUGGUGGAUGGCGAUCAUUUGAAGUUUUAAUCAAAAAUCGCUCAGCAGUAGUCAGAUAUUACUCGAAGAUACACCACUUAUAUCACUCCUACUGCGGUCAGUCGUCCUGGUACAGCGACUGGUCCUGCAGCCAAAAUAUCCGCGUCUCUUUCCAUAUCGUUUCACAAAUGCCAGAAGGUUCGAAAGCAAAGAGCUCAUGGAAACCUGCUUUAAAACAAUCCAAACCUGGUGAAGUUGUCAUUAAUUGGGAUCCUUUGACGCUACCAUCAAAGAGUUUUAUUGUUGUACCGUUGUAUAACUUUACAGCAAGUUGUGAACCAUUUCUCUACGUCAUUGAACAUAGAAAUGACACAUCGAUAGCAGUGGAAUACCUUCGACCAGCUACUUCAUACACGUUUAAAGUAGUUGCUUUCGAUUAUACGAACAAGACGAGGUCCCUCGAAAGCAGUACAAUUUCUGUUUUAAUGAAAAGUGACACAGUGAGACUCAAAGGUGGACAGCUACCUAAUGAAGGAGCAGUUGAAGUAUUUAAAAACGGUUUUUGGAAUAAGAUAUGGUAUCAUUAUUUAUGGUUAGUUGGUAAUCGUUACACGUGGGAUAUCAAAGCUGCCUCUGUUGUAUGUCGAUCAUUGGAUCUAGGAAGUCCUUCUAAUAUUAUGUAUUACAGAACAUUUAGUGGGACGUCAAUCCCAGUACAUUUUCUGAAGGGUUAUUAUCGCUGUAAUGGAACGGAGACCGCUCUUUGGCAAUGUUCAAGUAUUGAUUUUACAUAUCCAGUCAGUCAGACGCGCGAUAACAUUUAUCAAGCUGCUGUGGUAUGUGGACGUCCACCAGUUUUCCAGGAAAAUAUCACUGAGAUGACUGGCGUUAUAACAAGCCCUGGAUAUCCAUCAUCCAUGACGCAAGCCGAUUACCGCUGGACAUUCAUGCCAAAUUUGACACGUGGACGUGUGGUCGUUUAUUUUGAUGAACUAGAUUUAAGAAGAGGCGCUCAUGCUGCAAGUUACAGCAGUGUUUACAUCAAUGAAUUAGGCACAGUGUACCGCAACGGCUUGUACCAUGGAGUUAUGGCAGUGCUCAGUUUGCCAGGUCAACUUAAUUUCUAUUCGUCUUAUUCAACAAGUCGAGUUUUUAACAGAAAGUUCGGCAGGGGAAUGCGAGCAAGAUACUUUUCCUACAGUGAACCAGUGUCUACAUUAAAGAAUUGGACAUUAUCAUUACGGAUCCACAGCUACGAUAGCUUAACUGUUAGUUGGAAUCGGGUUAGUUUUCCAGACUACGAUAUCUUUGGAAUUUUGGUAUCCUGCAGUUCUACACAAGAUUGGGACAACAAAACUCAGUACAAAUUUGGAGACAGACAUUUGACAUCUGCAACUUUUAAUGGACUGAUGGGGUACACUAACUAUGACGUGCACGUCUUGGCUUUGUUAAUAAGAAAGGAAAAUAACGGCACUUGUACGGCAUACCAGAGUGUAACGAAUGUAACAACUCAUGAAUCAUUUCCAAGAAGUAGCCCUCAAGGAGAUAAUUCCACUAAUAUUACAACAAAUUCAGCAGUUAUUGUCUGGAAGGCAAUCCCCAGAAAAGAUGCUCAUGGUGUACUUCUUGGAUACAUAGUUAAGGUCUACAAUCGUGACACUAACAGCUAUGGAAAUGAAAUAAAAACCAACGACACAUCAAUCAUCUUAACGGGCCUUUCACCUUUUAACCAAUAUCGUGUGUCGAUUCGAGGCUACACUGCUGCUGGAACAGGACCAUAUACAUACCAUUAUUUUUCAACGACGUGUGAUAUCUAUCGCGAUGGAGACAGUGGGGAGAUCUCAAUUGAUUCCACCUACUUGAGAAGGCCGUCAAACUGUUCAUGGACAAUUGGCAAAGGCAGAAGUGAUAUCGACUUCAUAGUCAUCAAAUUCGAACCAUUUGAUCUGGGAUAUUAUUGCAAUAAUUAUCGACAGCUUUACGUUGAAAUAGCUGAUGCAAAUCGCGAGUAUAAAGUGAGGGAAUGUGGUGGAUGGCGAUCAUUUGAAGUUGUGAUCAAAAAUCGCUCAGCAGUAGUCAGAUAUUACUCAGAGAUAAAUUACUUAUACAACUGGUACGGGUACUGCCGCUGGUACAGUAACUGGUACUGGCAGAGGUACUGCAGCCAAAGUGUCAAAGUCUCUUUCCAUGUUAUUUCGCAAAAUUUGGCAGCAGGUUUGAAUGCAGAGAGCUGGAACCYUACUUUAAGACAAUCUAAACCUGGUGAAGUUAUCAUUGAUUGGAAUCCUUUGUCAUUGCCUUCAAAGAACUAUACUGUUAUACCGUUGUAUAACUUUACUGUGAAAAGAGAACCAUUCCUGUACAUCAUUGAACUUAAGAAUGACACAUCGAUAGCAGUGGAAUACCUUAAACCAGCUACUUUAUACUGGUUCAAAGUUAUUGCUUUCGAUUCUACGAACACGACGAGGCCCUUGAUCAUAAGCACUGCGUGGUCUGGUCUAAUGAGAAAUGAUACACUGAGGCUAAUUGGUGGACAGCUAUCCAACGAGGGAAGAGUGGAAGUGUUCAAAAAUGACUCUUGGAAUACGAUUUGCGCUUAUUAUUAUUGGCGGAAUACUGACAUUAACAGAGUUGUGUGUCGAUCAUUGGGUCUCCCCGGUCCUCCUCAUGUUCUGUAUUAUGGAGCAUACACGCGGACGUCAUUCCCAGCGCACGUUCUAGAGGAUUAUUAUCGGUGUACUGGAACGGAAAGCAGUCUCGAAGAAUGUUCACGCUCUGAUACACAAUCGAUGUGUCAGCAGUACUCCUUUUAUCAAGCUGAAGUGGUGUGUGGACAUCCACCAGUCUUUUAUGAAAAUAUCACUGCGAUGACUGGUGUUAUUACAAGCCCUGGAUAUCCAUCAUCCAUGAUGCAAGCYGAUUACCGCUGGACAUUCAUGCCAAAUUUGACACGUGGACGUGUGGUCGUUUAUUUUGAUGAACUCGAUUUACGGCGGCAGUGGCCUGAAACUGGUGUCAGCAGUGUUUACAUAAACGAAUCAAGCAAAGUUUACCGAAAUAGCUUAUAUCAUGGAGCUACAGCAGUACUGAGUUUGUCAAGCCAACUCCAGUUCUUUUCGUCUUCUUCAACUCGUCUAAUUAUCAACAGACCACAUGGCAAGGGAAUGCGAGUUCGGUUUUUUUCCUACAGUGAACCAGUGUCUACACUAAAAAAUUGGACAUUAUCUUUAUGGAGCAACAGCUAUGAUAGCUUGACUGUUAGUUGGAAUCGGAUUACUUUUCCAGACUACAAUAUCUUUGGAAUUUUGGUAUUCUGCAGUUCUACACAAUAUUGGGCCAACAAAACUCAUUUCAAAUUUGGACACAGCUAUUUGACAUCUGCAACUUUUAAUGGGCUGAUGGCGUACACUAACUAUGACGUGCACGUCUUGGCCCUYYUAAGAAAGRGAAAUAACGGUACUUGUACGGCAUACCAGAGUUCAAAGUCGAAUGUAACAACUCGUGAAUCAUAUCCAAGGAUUAGCCCUCAAGGAGUUAAUUCCACUGAUAUCACAUCAAAUACAGCAGUUAUUGGCUGGAAACCAAUCYCCAGAAAGGAUGCCCGUGGUGUACUUCUUGGAUACAUAGUUCAGGUCUACAAUCGUAACACUGGCAGAUAUGGAAAUGAAAUAAAAACCAACGACACAUCAAUCAUCUUAACGGGCCUUUCACCUUUGAACCGAUAUCGUGUGUCGAUUCGCGGCUACACUGCAGCUGGAACAGGACCAUAUACAUACCAUUAUUUUUCAACGACGUGUGAUAUCUAUCGCGAUGGAGACAGUGGGGAGAUCUCAAUUGAUUCCACCUACUUGAGCAGGCCGUCAAACUGUUCAUGGACAAUUGGUAAAGGCAAAAGUGAUAUCGACUUCAUAGUCAUCAAAUUCGAACCAUUUGAUCUGGGAUAUUAUUGCAAUAAUUAUCGACAGCUUUACGUUGAAAUCGCUGAUGCAAAUCACGAGUAUAAAGUGAGGGAAUGUGGUGGAUGGCGAUCAUUUGAAGUUGUGAUCAAAAAUCGUUCAGCAGUAGUCAGAUAUUACUCGGAGAUAUAUUACUUAUCCUACUGGUACGGGUACUGCCGCUGGUACAGUAACUGGAACUGGCCGUGGUACUGCAGCCAAAGUGUCAAAGUCUCUUUCUAUGUUAUUUCCCAACAUUUG
Messenger RNA from Exaiptasia diaphana, 4520 nucleotides. RefSeq lists its product as uncharacterized. The annotation marks the transcript as partial. Gene Ontology annotation, molecular function: protein binding. The record is from RefSeq and is a predicted model, not a curated record. NCBI's taxonomy places the organism in Eukaryota, Metazoa, Cnidaria, Anthozoa, Actiniaria, Aiptasiidae. Gene Ontology annotation, cellular component: membrane. The transcript has 19 exons.